AUGACCGAGCCCGCUACGGCGGCUGCCCCCGGCGCUGCAACGACCCCGGCGCAGAAACAAACCAGCCCUGCGAUUCCCGUUGGCUUGAACGAGGCGUCUCUUGACUCGCCAACCUUUCGAGCUACCGCCCAACAUUUCGGAGAGCACAUUGACAAUGUCGAGAAAUGGCUCGACGACUACGUCCGUUCGACUUCUCGAGUCACCCGUGACAUCUUGGCGCUCGAGGAGAGCGUCAAUGCCUACCUAUCCAAGAUCUUCCCGCCCGCCGCGAUUGCCGAUUCCAUCAUCGACCACGACUACACCCUGCUUGCCUUGCGUCGCAUCAGCGAUGGAUCCAAGGAAUGGUGGACGCAGAUCAUGUCCACCGUGCGCAAGAUGGAUACCAUCUCCGUCGAGCCCAUCCGGUCUUUCGUCGCCGCCGACUUGCGUUCUUUCAAGGAGGUUAGGAGAGUUUUGGAGCACACGCAGAGGAAUUUCGACCAGGCCAUGGCUCGGUAUAUGAGUCAGUCCAAGACCAAGGAGCCAUCCGCCAUCCGAGAAGAAGCCUUCGCCGUGUACGAGACACGCAAGGCAUACCUCAAGGUCUCCAUGGACUUUUGUCAGCUCGUGCCCCAGAUCCGCUUCAGCCUGGACAAGCUUCUCGUUCGUGUCAGCUCCGACUUUUGGAAAGAGAUGAAGCGCUCGCGUGAUGCCACCGCCGCCUCCAUCAAGUGGGGUUCGGAGAUGGACCGCAUCCGUGGCUGGUGUCGGGAGAUGGAAACGACAGAGUUCGUCUUCAAGAGGGAGCUGCAGAUCGCCCGCCGCGACAUUGGAGAAAGCACGCUGCAGGAUUUCAAGCCGUCUCGAGAACUCGAGGACUACAGUGCUUCGACCGUCCCCUUCCUCGGUUCCCGAGGCCCGGUUAGUGUUCAGCCGCAGGAAAACUCGGCUGUCGUAUCGGAGAAACAAGGUUGGCUCUUCCUCAAGACACUCUAUGGAAAGCCUGCCAGGUCCAACUGGGUCCGCCGCUGGUAUUACUGUAGAGAUGGCAUCUUCGGCUGGCUGAUUAACAGCCCCCAGGGUGUGCUGCAAGGCGACGAGGUUGGCGUUCUUCUGUGCAACGCCAAGCCAGCUGUUGCAGAAGAUCGUAGGUUUUGCUUCGAGGUCAAGACGAAGAGCCAGACCCUUGUGCUUCAGGCAGAGACCCAGACCCAGCUUACCGAGUGGCUCGAGGUCUUCGAAGUCGCCAAGAAGAGAGCGUUUGAGGCCAGUAUGGACAGGGACAGCACUUCUUCGCCUGCCGGGGCCGACCCGGCUUUCUCCAUCACGCCGCCUGCCCUUCCGGAGUUCUCGGCGAGAUCCUUGGACGCGGUGGUCGCGGGCGAGGAACCUGCAGCAACCUUUGACAGGGCCGGCACCCUCCCGGUCCCUUCAUCAGACGGCAACAAUGGCGGUCGCGCUAGUUUUGACGUGAACGGCGUGCCUCGCCGUUCCAUCACCGCCUUGGGGAGGGAUCUAGGUCGCGAGAUGGUUCGCGAAGAAGGGGAAAGCAAUCGCGACCACGCGGCGAGAAUCAUCCAGAAGCUAGAUCUGCACCGAAAAGCGACCUUUGGAGCCGGUGCCGAAGCCGCGGUCGCCGCUGCCGCCACGCCGGGCAGCGGCGGUAUCGCGAGUUUAUUGGCAAGCCACGGCCACCUCCCCGGAUACCCUUCUCCCCCCCGGGCGGUUCAGGGGACUCUGGCCCCUCUGACGCUGGCAAAACCGCCUGCAGCAACUAACCUAAGCAGAAUGGCUGUCAUGUUCUCUGUGGACAGGAGUGUGGGAGGGGACAACACCAGCCACAUGCCCACCGCCGUCCUCGCCAACUACUGGGGAAGCAGUGCUUGGAGCGUCGUGUACGGGUCGGGCCCGGGCCGUCCUCGAACUCCUGGGCUGCUCGAGGAGAACCCCUUCGGAAUAGUUGUCCGUGAAGUGGGCAAACCCGGGGAAGAGAAGCCUCUGACCACCUCAGCCGGACACAGGAAAACGGUCAGUGUCGAUGCGAAGAUUAACCAACCCCCUGUACCAUUCAAACAGCCGGCCGAGACGUUCCCCCCAGGCUACCCGCCCGAGCUGAGGAUCCAGCACCACCAGUUCCGCAUUCUCUUCCCCACUGUUCCCCUCGACGAGAAGCUCGUCCUCGUCUUCCGGGCUGCUUGGUCAAGUUCGGCAGGUAAAGACUCGCCAUCGCAUGGGCAGGGACUUGCGGGCAACGGCCGCAUUUACAUCACCCCCGACAACAUGUACUUUUACGGACAACAGAUGGGUCUGGUCGUUGCCUAUGCCAUCAGCCUCGACAUUAUCGCCGAGGUCACGGCAGCACCUGGAAAGGAAUGCGACUUCAUCUUCCUUCACCUCGGAAACGAUGGCAACGACACAGGAUACACGAGAAUCACUAUCAAGAUAUUCCUGGACAAUCUCAAAUUACUGCACGCAAGGUUGAACUUGCUCAUCGACGAUCUCCAGUCGGAGGAGCCGCUGGAACUGUCAGAGCUCAUCCAGGCUUUGAUCAACCUGGAGUAUGAAGACCACAACAAGCGCAGUCCGAGUGUCGAAAGCUGGGAAGAAAUCUCUUCAAAUACACCGUUCGAUGACGGCACUCACUCGGGCCGCCCUGCCAGGCGCCAGAGCCAGUUCGGACCCAGGCUUCGCCCAUCAGGCCCCGGUUCUCGACAGACGCCCAAAGUCCAGUUGCCCGCGCACCCCGUCAUCUAUGAGCCUGAAGACAUGCAGAGAAUGGUGGCGGAGCGGCAUUUUGAGAUCAGUGCCAAGGCUUGCUUCCACGUGCUUUUUGGAGACAAGAGCUUCGUUUUCCCCAAGCUCUACUUUGAACGGAGGGCGCAGCAAAUCGCCCAAGGCCCAUGGGAACUCGCAGACCACGGCCGCAUGAAGCGGGAAUUCCAAUUCAAGUUCGACUAUAACGACAUGCUCGGCCGUCACAAGACGGUGGACGUUGUCGACUCCCAGACGAUGGACAUUUUCCAGGAGCAUGUCACGUACGUCGUCACGCACACCAAGACAGCGUGGCACCUCCCGCAUUCGCAGGACUUCAAGCUGGUGACCAAAGUUGUCAUCACACACGUGGCCAAGUCCAAGUGCAAGCUGGCGAUUCACACAAAGAUCGAAUGGUCCAAGGUGCCGACGUUUUCCAAGAACCUGGUGGAGCGGCAGGCCUUGAACGACGCAGAGGGCGACGCCGAGGAGCUAGCGGACGUAGUAACGGACCAGGUGCGCAAGCUAGGCCCGCAUAGCCGGACGAAGCGGGCGAUUCAGGUGUACGGAAACAUUGGGCAGCAGACCCAGGUAGUUGUGUUCUCGCCGGCGGACGCGGCCGCGUCGAAGAAGCAGCUCAUCAAACCGCGCACGCUGACGACGAUGCUCUUGGAGACGCUCCGGUCCUUUGGCGAAAGUGCGGUAACGUCGGUCAUUAUGUGGGCCAUCGCAGGCGUCAAGACGAUCUUCAGCGUGGUCACGGCUCACAGACUCAUCCUCCUCGUGCUUGCCGUGAGCGCGUUUACGAACAUCGCGCUGACCUCCCAGGGGAGUUCGACAUGGUGGACGGAGAGAAAGGCGGCCAAGUUCAUGAGCCGCGUUGGCGUUGGGCCGAACGUGAUGAUGAGCAAGGCCAUCUACAUGGCAGACCUGAACGAGGCAACAGGGGCGGUGGGCCACAACAGUAGCUGGCCUACAGAUAGCGCAUGCUUCACCACCUUCCAACUUGUUGCCAAUGCAACCGAUCUCGAUGCUCCGUACGAAGACGCAGGGUCGACGUUGGCAUCGGCCACGGGGCGCGCAACCGCUCGGCGGCUGCGCCAGACACGGCAGCGGCUUGGGUCGUACCGGCACGACCUGAUCGUGGCGAUGCGCAUCGUCAACAGCAUCGAACGGGAGAUGAUGCAGUCCGAGUGGGAGAACUGGCUCGCGGACGAGAACAUGCGUUGUGAUAAGCUCAAGAUGGUGUUGGAGGAAGGAGGGGCAGGUGCUAAGACCAAGCGGAGCGGCAGCCAAAAAGUCAUGACGGCGGCCAUAGACGAAGGCAAGAAGGAGACGUUGCGUGAGUGGUACGACACAUACUGCGGCAGCUGCAAGCUGGAUCACCAGGCGCUGAUGAGCGAACGAAACUCGUUGGCGAGCCUGUAG
Molecule: messenger RNA, 4158 nt
Organism: Colletotrichum navitas
Lineage: Eukaryota; Fungi; Ascomycota; Sordariomycetes; Glomerellales; Glomerellaceae
Product: PH domain-containing protein
Exons: 3
Coding region: 1-4158 (1385 amino acids)
Cellular component (GO): endoplasmic reticulum; plasma membrane; cytoplasm
Molecular function (GO): protein binding
Source: RefSeq, a predicted model, not a curated record